Messenger RNA from Acanthaster planci (crown-of-thorns starfish), 642 nucleotides. RefSeq lists its product as uncharacterized. Gene Ontology annotation, biological process: regulation of transcription by RNA polymerase II. Lineage: Eukaryota; Metazoa; Echinodermata; Asteroidea; Valvatida; Acanthasteridae. Gene Ontology annotation, cellular component: nucleus; transcription regulator complex. The record is from RefSeq and is a predicted model, not a curated record. Gene Ontology annotation, molecular function: DNA binding.
AUGGCGGCGCACGAGAGAAACAGCAACGAGAGCUUAAUACUCGAAGUCCAAAGGCACCCUCUAUUAUAUGACACGUCGUUGAAUACUUGGAAAGGUGCUCUCCAAAAGCGAGAUGUAUGGGAGACUGUUGGGGCGAGACUGGACAUGCCAGGAACACAAGCUGCCAAGAGAUGGAAAGACAUCUGGGAUGCCUUUGUGAGGUCCAAGAACAAGCAAAAGAUGAAAAGUGGCAAGGCGGGGAAGAAGGUCAAACCACAGAGAAACAUCACGGCGAAUGACGACUCGGAUGUUGAGUAUGAGAUCGCUUGCAGUGGGAGCGAUAAAGAUAGUGAACUUCAAGGUGAGCCCAGCGAAGCCCAGCAGGAUGGCACCAGCAGUAAGAACUCAUUCACGACCCCAGUACCCCUGCACUCGGAUUCCAGGGAACAGAGAAAGGAAGAGUCUUACCAAUUCCAAGAGAGACAGCACAGGGCAGUGCAGGGGGACGAAGAUGACAUGUUCUUCCAGUCAAUGGCAGCCAUUUGCAGGAAACUACCCCCUCCUCUCAGGUCAAGAGUGAAAUUCCAAGUCCACAAAGUCCUCUAUGCUGCCGAGAUGGAGCAGGACACUCAAAGUAGAGCAAGAAAUAGUAAAUGCAAGUAG